Harpia harpyja (harpy eagle) is the source of this 6244-nucleotide messenger RNA. It is a transcript of the gene MLLT1, whose product is annotated as MLLT1 super elongation complex subunit. Gene Ontology annotation, cellular component: super elongation complex. Bases 132 to 1796 code for a protein of 554 amino acids. Gene Ontology annotation, biological process: regulation of DNA-templated transcription. The record is from RefSeq and is a predicted model, not a curated record. The transcript has 12 exons. NCBI's taxonomy places the organism in Eukaryota, Metazoa, Chordata, Aves, Accipitriformes, Accipitridae.
AGAGCGGCUUCGCUCGUAGAGGGGGGGAAGCAGAGGAGGGGAAGAGACCCCCCCCCGCCGACCGGCCAGCGUAAACCACCGCGGCGGGAGCGAGCGAGCGAGCGGGGCCCGCUGCGCUGCUGCGCCCAGCCAUGGACAAUCAGUGCACGGUUCAAGUAAAAUUGGAGCUGGGGCACCGAGCCCAACUGCGAAAAAAGCCCACCACCGAAGGGUUUACUCAUGACUGGAUGGUAUUUGUCCGUGGCCCGGAGCAGUGUGACAUCCAGCAUUUUGUGGAAAGGGUGGUCUUUCGGCUACAUGAGAGCUUCCCAAAACCCAAGCGAGUCUGCAAGGAGCCCCCUUACAAAGUGGAAGAGUCUGGCUACGCAGGCUUCAUUAUGCCCAUUGAAGUGCACUUCAAAAAUAAGGAGGAGCCGAAAAAGGUUUGUUUCACAUAUGACCUGUUCUUAAAUUUGGAGGGAAAUCCACCUGUGAACCACCUUCGUUGUGAGAAACUGACUUUCAACAAUCCCACCAAGGAAUUCAGACGCAAACUCAUUAGGGCUGGAGGGGUAAUGGUAAUGCCAGAAGGAGCAGAAACUGUUUCAAGGCCAAGUCCAGAUUAUCCUAUGUUACCCACAAUACCACUCUCUGCCUUCUCUGAUCCCAAGAAGACCAAACCCUCCCAUGGGUCAAAGGAUGCAAACAAGGAAAGUAGCAAGGCAUCCAAGCCACACAAAGUAACCAAGGAGCACAGAGAGAGGCCAAGAAAAGACUCUGAGAGCAAAAACUCCUCCAAAGACCUUGAAAGAGAACAAAACAAGCCUUUGAAGGACUCCUCCAGAAAACCAACUGAGAACAAACUGCCUAAGGAGGAGAAGGCACCUCCAAAAGCUGCUUUCAAGGAACCAAAACUGGCCGUGAAGGAGACCAAACUGGAGAACACUUCUCCAAAGGGCGGGCCACAGCCGGAGUUAAAGUCUUCCAGCAAGAGGCCCUCCAAUGUCGAGUCACCAAAGCCUAGUGCCAAAAAACAAAAAAAGAGUAGCUCCAAAGGGGUAAAGAAUAUCCUAGGGACAUCUCCCAGAACCUCGUCUUCCUCAUAUCCAGAGAAGAAACAAACCAAGGAGAAGAUGAAUGCCAAAGUGGAAAAGGUAAAAUCUGAAAGUGAGGCCAAGGAGAUCAAAAAGCCUGUGGAAAUGGAGGAGUCAAAUUCAGAGGAUGAAACUUCUUUCAAGUCAGAGUCUGUCCAGUCCAGCCCUUCCAACUCCAGCUCCAGCUCCGACUCCAGCUCUGACUCUGAUUUCGAGCCAUCUCAGAACCACAGUCAAGGCCCACUGCGCUCCAUGGUGGAAGAUCUACAGUCUGAGGAGUCAGAUGAUGAUGACAGCUCCUCUGGAGAAGAGGCAGCAGUCAAAGCAAACCCAGUCAGCCGGGAUUCCAGACUGAGCCUUAGUGACAGCGACAGUGAUAACAGUGCAGAUUCCUGCCUGCCAAGUCGAGAGCCACCUCCUGGUCAGAAACUGCCCCCAGCAAAUAACAAGGCAUCUGGAAGAAAAAGCCCAGAGUCUUGUAACAAGCCAGAGAAGAUCCUGAAGAAGGGAACAUAUGACAAGGCCUACACUGAUGAAUUAGUGGAGCUUCACAGGCGACUAAUGGCACUACGAGAGCGCAAUGUGCUACAGCAGAUUGUAAAUCUCAUUGAGGAAACCGGGCAUUUUAAUGUUACCAACACAACCUUUGACUUUGACCUCUUCUCCUUGGAUGAGACAACCGUCCGUAAGCUGCAGAGCUACUUGGAAGCAGUAGCAACAUGACGCUUGGCCUUAGAAGCAGGCUGCUUUUGAAACCAGAAAUCCCGUUUAUUGGUACCAGGAAACGAACCCAUGGAACUAGGCCUUCUUAUUAUCUUGAUUCACCCGAAGCACUGCCUUAGAGAACAGCCAUGCUCUAUGAAUGCACAGCCAGCUGCACUUUCUUGUAGGCUUCAAACAAGCACCCAUAUUGCUGAGUCUGUCCUCCCUAGCUUCAUAAGUACGCUUGGGCACAGGUCCUGAGUAGAGCAAAAGAUGUGCUGCACUUAGCUGCACAGUGUGACCUUUUUGGUUUUACUUCGAGAAACUGUGUUUUAAGAGCACAUUUUCAGGCGUCUCUGAGAUCUGAAGAAGUGUGGAUGAUGUUUUCUUCACCAAAUCUAGGGACCAGCCUGCCUGCGGAGAGCUCUAGCGAGUCCCGUUUCCUCCAGCUCUGUGAAGAAGCGUUCAUGCUGUGUAAGCGAGAUUGGCUUUUACAAAGCUAGCCAAGAGACUGAUGACAGAGGAGGCUUCCCAGGGGUCCUGCUGGUCUGCUAAAGAGGAAAGUGGACAGAUUCCAGUUUUGAUCACUUGCAAGUUAGUUCUGCCGCGGUUCGGUACAGAGCACUGCUGUAAUUUGGCUCCCGAUUCCUACAGGGCAUCGUUCCACGCGCAGGACCUUCAGCUUCCUGCAGAGACAGUUUGUGCUCUUUGAAGAGGCCUCUAGAAUCUGCUGUCUCCCGCUGGGGUUUUGAGAUGUCUUGUUUGUUGAUCUGAGCUCCUAAACAAAGUCUCACUCCUUUCAGUCUGCUUUAACUGUAAUAGGACUACAAAACUGUAAGCUGUAUAUUUUAUAUAUAUAUUAUAUAUAUGUAUGUACUGUAUGUAUAAGAAGGGCCUAGUUGGGUCUUAUGAUCUUAAGGGUGUGUUUUUCUGUUAUGUUUUUUUUUUUUAAUGGCUAUGGCAGGGGAAGGGCGCUUAAUAAGAUUUGACUUGUUUGUUAAAAUGCCUCUUGUGGACAAUUUUUAGUGUACGGAAGCUGAACAGCAAUCUUCAAAGCAUUUUGUGCUCUGGAAGGGGCUCACCUGUUGUCUUUUCAUUUGUCAGUGUUUAAUAACUUUGCCAAAAUACGUGAUUGGUUUUGUUCUAUGUUCUCAAAGAGGAAUCUCCUACAGUGGCCCCUAUAGUAGUGGCUGUACUUUGGGAAAACCAAAACAAGGGAGAAUUUUAUCUUUGGGACACACCUGGAAAGCGCUGAUGUAAAAAGAAGUGAAGUCAGGUUUGUUUCUUCUUCCCUCUCCCACCCUGCUGCCUGUUCAAGAAAUGGCAGGAAACAGUAAACACUAAUCUAAAAUCAUUCAUAUAUUUCUAGUUAAACUAGUAUUGACUUCCAAGUGUUGUCUAGGUUGGUGUGAGGAAAGUCCUGUAGCUUUCAUCCAAACUGUGUUACACUCAUGUUCCCUAAUUUCAUUUUUUUGGGGGUGUUUUGGGUUUGUUUUGUUUUGUUUUUUGUUUUGAUUUUUUUGUGUUUUGGGUUUUUUUGUUGUUGUUUUGGGGGUUUUUGUGGGGGGUGGGGUUUUUUUUUUUUUAAGAAUUGCUCAGUUUUUCCAAUCAGUGUCUAAGCUUUUGCCAAAUGUUAAGUGGGCUGCAGGCAGUGAGGAGGAGAGCUGUGGUCCAGAGGAGCCCUCUGCUCAUGAGUGGACCUCCCAUAUCUGUGAAAGCCCCGUGUGGGAGCUGGGGGGUUAUAUCACUCCAGGGUUUGCUGUCCCUUCUCCAUUAUGAAAUUACAGUCCCUUGUUUUGGGUUACCCCUUUCUUUAUCAUGGAAAUGUUGCAACUAAUCAACUUAAGUGGCAAUAUGAUGAUAAGCUUGUUUGAGUUGGGUCAUGUUGACCCGAUUCCCAUUAAUUUUGUCUUUGUACCAUCUUUCAUGUGUCGUGUGUGUGUGUAUGUGUGUGUGUGUAUAUAUAUAUAUAUAUGUGUGUGUGUAUAUAUAUAUAUAUAUAUAUAAAAAAAAAAAUCAAGCUCAUACCAGGUGCAAACCCUGUCACAACAGUGAUCUCAGCUGUUUUCUUUCUUGAUGGACAAUGCCAAGCCUGGAUAGAAACCCUGUGCGCAAAUGUACACAUGCUGAGAAGGUGGAGGACAGUGGGAAGAGGAGGAGCGGCAGUCCUGUCUUGGUUGGCAGUAGGAUGCACCGUGGUGGAGGACGGCAGACGCAGUCCACGAGUGUCACAGACUCUCCCGUGUGCUGUGUUAGGCGUGGUGGGUACGUGUGAACUACUCGUGGUCUCUGUUGGGUCUGUAGCGUGGAGGAGGCAAGCCUUGCGCGGUCGCUACGGCCCCAGACUUGGCUCCCUGGGCGUGCAGAGCAGCCCCUGGCGCAUGAUGCCUCCUGCCCCCAGUGAAGGGUGGGGUUGGUGACAUUGUCCUGUCCCCGAAGCAAUAGGAGCAGAGGUGGUAGCUCAGCCUGAGCCCGAGAUCCCCUGAGGUCUUUGCCUCCUCUCUCCACCCAGGUAACUUACUCCCACAGCUGUUGCAUCCGUGUUGCCCAUCCUGGCAGUAUUUCUCCUGGGACUGUCAGUAGCCUCCAGAGUUACCCCACGAGGGAUCAGAGGUGCCACCUCCCUUCUUCCCUCUUCUUAUGUUAAGAUCUGAAUGGUCACGCUGCUCCCAGCCAGUCCAAGAACACGUGUGGGAGGGUGUUCCUGAACUUGGCUGGAAGUGCCCGGGGCUCCUGCCUGCAGCUGUGGCAUCGUCCUGUCCUGGAACCGACUUUAUUCGUGAAGUCUAAUGAGCAUUGAUAGGAAUUUUGUUUGGUUUUUAUAAGAAGUAUUUUACACAUGGAUUUUUUUAGACUGUUUAUAAUCUCCUUGAAAACCUGAAAUAGGAUUGUUCCCCCAGCAAUAGUUCUUUUUCAUUGUGUGCACAUGCUGAUUUGUUACUAAAAGGUUUCUUGCAAGUACUUAGUUGUUCUACAGAGUUGUUGUUUUAUGGGGUAUGUGGUAGCAUCGGGGACCACAGGAGGAAUGACUCUGCAAACAAAGAAUGGUCAAAUUUGGGCCUCAUCUUGUGUCCCCUUCUAGUUACAUAUGAACGAGUUCCCUGUGUAGAUUCUCUAUAGGCUGGCUGAAUGCUGUUCUGAACAUGCCGUGUACAGGUAUUUGUGGAUAAAGUGUUUGUUCUUGUGUCACUCUUGAGAGCAUGGAUGGAUUAUUGUACUAUAGGAAGGAGGUGGCAGUGCUGCUGUCAGCAUUGCUUCAGGUCUUCGAGGAUGUGUAGUAGCUUGCAUUGUUAAAAAAAGGAAAAAAAAAAUAUAUCCAAAAUUGACUUCUAGCCAUAAUGGUUUUUCCAAGGAAAAUGGACAGAACUCUGUUACUUUUCAGUGUCCUUCAUCUUGUUACUGAGGGCACAAACAAGUGCUGAUCAGUCUGAAGGCUUUCAGAGUUGCUUUGAAUUGAAUCGUGUUGGAGGUAAGAUCAGGACACAGCUUUUCCUUUGUCCUUGGCCUUUGUAUUAAAGGGCAAAAGAGGGGUCAGGAGUAUUUUCCUGUUGUCUUGGUCUGCGUAUGUAUUAAGCCUUGAGGCUUUGAUUACUGACAUUUACUGUUUAAAAAAAAAAAAGAAAAAAAAAGGAUAGUAAGGCUGGCUGGAUCCCAAAACACCAGCUGAGGAAUAUUGGACAUGUAGGUAACGAGACUGGCUGUGCCGUGGUCAGGCUGAAUACAUGGAAGUGCAAUGAUUUUGCCACCAGUUCUUCUAUUGCUGUGUGCGGUGGUAGCAUCAGAACUAGCAAAGCAAUUGAUGCAACAAUCCAGAAGCAGUUUUUGUCAGAUCUUGAACGUAUUUGAUGGUGAGAGAGGUUUAAACUUCCCUUACGGAGCUUGCCCUGUCACGUUCUCUGCGAGCAGAGACCCGAGUCACUCUGAUUCUGCAAAUUUCAGCUGCCAUGUUGGCGAACGCACUGGAGCACGGGCGGUGUACUCGGACGAAGCUUCUCUCUCCUAGCCCAGGUGCCUGGCACUCACUAGUUGGCACGCUCGUGUCGAUGCUGUAGACAACCAUCGUGCACCUUGUAUGAGUAUUACUUCUAAAAAGAUGAAAAUCGAUUGGUAUUGCUUUCCUGGGGGCGAGAAAUAGCCAUCAAAAACUGACAAGAUGAGUUUGCACUCCUAAAGAAAAAUGUAAGUACUUCAACUUCUAGAUAAUUUUUAAUUGUAUUUCUGCCUAGAGCCGAGGUAUUAAAUACCUUGUCACUUGAGGAUUUUAAAAGUUGUGUUGGGAAAUGAAUUCUUCACUCGGCUGUAAGAAAUUCAGCUGGCCCAAGACUAACUUCAAGAUUAAAAAAAAAAAAAUCAUGUUUGUAAUACGUUACAGGAUUGUUUGUCCUGAAUUUUAAACUUUUUGUUAAAUUUGUGGAACUAUGGAGGAAUUUUCUAGAAAAAGUGAAAUAAAGUAAGAUGGAAAAGUAAAA